Molecule: messenger RNA, 2862 nt
Organism: Candoia aspera
Lineage: Eukaryota; Metazoa; Chordata; Lepidosauria; Squamata; Candoiidae
Gene: ZBTB12
Product: zinc finger and BTB domain containing 12
Exons: 2
Coding region: 78-1607 (509 amino acids)
Biological process (GO): regulation of transcription by RNA polymerase II
Molecular function (GO): RNA polymerase II cis-regulatory region sequence-specific DNA binding; protein binding; DNA-binding transcription factor activity, RNA polymerase II-specific
Source: RefSeq, a predicted model, not a curated record
UUGACCCUGGCCCUCAGCCUCUUCUGCUUUUCCUCCCGGUGUGGAAUUUGGCCCUCUCUUCCGCCUUGCGAGAGCCAAUGGCAUCUGGCGUGGAGCUCCUUCGCUUUCAGCUGCCUGGCCACGAGGCAGCCACCCUGCGCAACAUGAAUCAGCUGCGCUUUGAGGAGCGUUUCUGUGACGUCACCAUCGUGGCGGACAGCCUCAAGUUCCGGGGCCACAAAGUCAUCCUAGCGGCCUGCUCCCCCUUCCUUAGAGACCAGUUCCUGCUCAACCCUUCCUCCGAACUCCAGGUUUCCCUCAUGCACAGUGCCAAGAUCGUAGCCGACCUUCUUCUCUCUUGUUACACCGGCGCGCUAGAAUUUGCCGUCAGGGACAUUGUGAACUAUCUGACAGCUGCCAGCUACCUACAGAUGGAGCACGUGGUGGAAAAAUGUCGAAAUGCCCUGUCCCAGUUCAUCGAACCCAAGAUCAACCUCAAGGAAGAGACGGCCAAAUUUGGAGGCUACCGGAGAUUCAAGUCUUCCAGCGUAGUGGGCUGCUCCACCUCGUCCAACAAAGUGCACUCACGCAAGAGGUCCAUUCAGCGGCCUGUUAAACUAGAGUUCCCAUUGGAAGAAGAGUUGGAGAUGAAGGCGGAAGAGGAAGAGGAGGAGCAAGAGGAGGAUUAUGGGUAUGAAGAUUCUGUCUCUGAUAUUUGCAUUGUGAAGAUUGAAUCAGCCAUGGAAGUGGCCCAGCGGCAGAAGAAGCAGCAGCAGCAGCAACAGCAGCAGAUGGGCACCAGCUGGAGCAAAGAUGCAUCUCCCCAGCAAAGUUGGAACAAGGAAAGUUCACCACAAGCUUGGGACAAAGAAUUAUCUCCUCCAGCAGGGUGGAACAAAGCUGAAUCUGGAGACCAGGAAGAGCCUCAAGUCAACUCUACAGUGGCAGAAGGCAUUGAGUCUUCUCCAGAAUCUACACCAGAGAAACCUCAGCAUGGUGUGGUAAAGGCCUCCUACAGCCUCUCUGAGGAUGCUGUAGGUAAAGGCCUCCUGAUCAUCCCUGGAGGAGGCUACUUGGAGGAGACCAGUGAGGCAGCAGCUGUUGCUGCUGAGUGCCAGAGCAGCAGCGGUGGGAUGGGACUGGUACUUGCAGGACUGAGUGGUCGUCCCUUCUCCACCUUUCCUGUGGUAGGGAGAGGUAGCAGUUCAGGAACACUAGGGGGAGGUAGCGGGAUCUCAAGAAUCAUCUGUUGCACCAAGUGUGAGGAGGUCUUCCAGGGGGUGGAGAAGCUUGUCUUCCAUAUGCGGGCCCAUCACUUCAUUUUCAUGUGCCCUCGGUGCGGCAAGCAGUUCAACCACAGCAGCAACCUCAACCGGCAUAUGAAUGUUCACCGUGGGGUGAAAUCACAUUCCUGCACCAUCUGCGGGAAGUGCUUCACUCAGAAGUCCACGCUCCAUGAUCACAUGAACCUCCAUAGUGGUGAGAGGCCAUACCGCUGCUCUUACUGCGAUGUGCGCUUUGCCCACAAGCCUGCAAUUCGCCGCCACCUCAAGGAACAGCACGGCAAAACUACAGCUGAGAACGUCAUGGAAGCCAGCGUGACCGAGAUCAAUGUCCUCAUACGUUGAAGGAGGAAGAAGGGGUAGCGGUGGGAAAUGGAAAGGGGGACGCCUGAGCUCUGAGGGAGGGACGCGGGCUAUAGGGAUUAGAUGUAGGGGUAACGAGCCAGGAUCCCUGAGUUUUGUGGGAUAGGAUUAGUGCUAGUGUGCUAGAGGGGUGGAAGCCCUGGAUUCUUUGGAUGGGUGUGGGAAGCGGCUAGUGGAUUAGCAGAGUAGACUGUACCAUGAAGGGAAGUUCCUGGAUAGUCUGGGAAGUGAGAGGGAUCUAAUUAGUUGGAAUAGAAAGUGGUAGGAGAGGGGAUUCCUGGGAUCUGUCCUCAUCCUGCGCAGGACCCUUAUGCCCCAUUAUCAAAAACGGCUACCUCUUUUACAGCCCAACCCCAUCCAGUGUUCGCUUAGAAGUCCUAUGGGAGUGGGUGGGGCUGCCUUCCAAGUAGGCGUGGUAGGAUUGUGGCUUUGGGUUGUCUGAGGAGGGGAAUCUCACUUGAGAUACCUCCUCCUCCCCUGAAGUGACAUGGAUGAGACCUUGCUCCAUCUCAGCCAAAGAAACGGGGGGGAAAACCUUAAGCAGUAUGGCGUAGAGGGGAUUGAUCUCCACCAGCAUACGAUACAGUUAUUAAAUGCUGCCAGCCGUCUGUUGCCUUGGACCUUCUCUCUGAUCUUCUUGUCAUCACUCAGCCACAAGAACAGGUCAACGAAGACCCUAUAGACGAGGCUUUAGGACAUCCGAAGCCUUUGAGAACCUAAAACAGUGGAAGGAAAGUUGGCAGCCACCUAAACUUCAUGGGUGACCCUUGCUGAGGGUGAAGUCAUUUGGGCAAAGAAAGUCUCUACUGUGAUGUUUGAGAGAACAGCCCACUAGUGCAAUUUUAUCCAGAUAUAAAAAAGGCAAUAAUUCUACAGGAAGCGGCAGAGGAGCGAAGGGAUAAACAGGCUGGUCUGUCCCAAGGGAUCUGCUGGAGAAAGUAGCAGGGCUGGUUGUCUUCUGCUCCUCCUCCGUAGUUGCAUCACAGAAGUGCAGCCUUCAUCCCCCUGCGACAUUUUGGGAAGAACAGCCGAUACACAGGAAGUUCAUUGUCCGCGUGGCUGUGAAUAUAAGCUUAGAAUAUGGUAGUCAAGAUGAGGAGCAGGCCUUCGCAGGUCUCAGUGGCCCCUUCUGCCGGCCAACAGAAGCAAAACGAGAGAGAGAGCUCUCUGGGCAACUUGUGGUUGUCACAUGAUUUGGCGUUUCUAGGCACAAGGCAUCGAUUUAUGGAGGAAGCAG